Molecule: messenger RNA, 1605 nt
Organism: Ectocarpus siliculosus
Lineage: Eukaryota; Phaeophyceae; Ectocarpales; Ectocarpaceae
Source: the annotation of a GenBank genome assembly
AUGCAGUCUCUCCUCUCUCUCCCUUCCUUCUCGCCUUUUCUCGAAAGGUACCUCGGCGAGACGCCCGAGUGGGAGUUUAUCGCCCGCGACGAUGAACACCUCUUGCCGUUCAAGGUGCACCGCGACAGGCUGAGCAAACAGAGGGCCAGCAUGGCGCACAUGAAUCCCAAGCGGACGGGUGUGCUGCUGGACUUCGGCACCGGCACCUCCUUCGCGAGCUUUGCGGAGCUGUGGAACUACCUCCGGCACAACGGCUGGGCCACCCUCCCCGGCAAGGGCCUAGCCUCGUGGCACUACUUCCCCCCCGGCUCCGACCCCAAGAUGCGCCACCCCGUCCUUCGGCGUGACUUCUUCGACUCGGAGGACGCCGUGAUCGACCACGUCCGCCGGACCGGCCUGGAGAGGCCUGCCCCCGUCGGGACGGUGAUCGGGAGAUCCAGCCCUGGUUCGACCUCACGCCCCGGCAGCACCAGAGUAUCCGAUGCCCGGCGGUCGCCACCGCCAACGGCGCCGACGCAGGCUGACCCUGGAAAGCCUGCCAGCGGCAAGAGAAAGCCCUCUUCGCGCAGCGGCGCAGCGGUGGCACCAACCCCCCCGCCUCCCUCGCGCUCUCCUGCGCCUCAAGAAACCACCGCCGCUGCCGCCGCCGCCGCCGCCAUUGCUGCCUCCGCUCCGUCCCCUGCUGCACCGCCCUCCAAGAGUGUGACUGAUGGCGGCGGCGGCGGCGGCGCGAUCACCGGAAGCACUACCACCAACGGCACCGUGGCGGCAGCGGCGGCGAGGAAUGCAGGGGGCGCCGCUGAUGGGAGGCACGGGGGGGGAGGUGACGGUGCGGCAGAACCCGAUGAUGUUGGCGGUGUCGAGGAGUGGAGCGGGAGCGGAAACAUUAGCUCUGAUGAUGACUCCCUGGUGGUAAUGGAUAAGAAAGAAGAGGACGGGGAGAAGGGGGAGGGUGCCGUCCCGUCCGGCGGCGGCGAGGCCCGACGGGGACGACCGCAGCAGGGCGGCAGGGAUACGGAGCCGAGCGCUGUCGGGGGCAAGCGUAGCCACGGGAAGACGAUGCAGGUCGAGGCCGCGCUGGUCUCGCCUCCGCGCGGGUCGGCGCCGAACCUGACGCGGCAGGUGAUGCGGCAGGCCGUCACGGCGCGCAGGCUCGCCAAGAGCCCGCCGGCCCCCUCGCCCUCCAAGAGGCCCAAGCGGGCGGCGCCGCAGGUCGCCCCGAAGGAGCUGGUGCGGCUGGCGAACAAGCAGCUCAAGACCGUCCGCGGCAUUCUGGACGGCACGGAGCGCCCGUUCCCGGGGCCCUGCGGAGUGGAGAGGCCGGUCGCCGAUGUGGUGAAGUUCGUCAAGAAGGCGCACAACGCGUGGUUGGCGCAGCUCCAGCAGCGCAACAACGUUGCCGCGUUGCAAGGGAUGAUUGGAGCCGGAGCUAUAGUCUUGGCGGGACCCAGGGGGUCUGGAAAGUCGACAGCCUUCCAAGCCGCAGCGGCCGGGGAGAUGCGGAUGGACGCAGGCUGGUGUUGUCCAGUGCCACCAUCCCGUGCAGUCGUUGUUCUUUUUCCACCCUUCUUUAAGGCCCGACACGGCACAACGCGGGAGGGUUGA